Molecule: messenger RNA, 1851 nt
Organism: Exophiala oligosperma
Lineage: Eukaryota; Fungi; Ascomycota; Eurotiomycetes; Chaetothyriales; Herpotrichiellaceae
Exons: 1
Coding region: 1-1851 (616 amino acids)
Biological process (GO): protein phosphorylation
Molecular function (GO): protein kinase activity; ATP binding
Source: RefSeq, a predicted model, not a curated record
AUGUCAGUGUUGGGCGAAGUCAGUGCGGCCAUUGGGCUAGCGAACUCCGCCAUACAUAGAAUUCACCAGGGAUUCAUCCUCAUGUCAUCGGUGUGGAGGUUUGGAAAUGACGCUGAUCAACUCCGCCGAAAGAUGGAAUAUGAAUUCCUUCGCUUCUUUAUGUGGGAAGAGCAACAUGAGUUCUCCAAUCUCGAAAAUGCAGUAGGCCAGGAAGGCCAUCCCGGAAUAGCUGUCAAAAAUUCCAUUAUCCAGGAGCUCGAGUCGCUUCUUCCAAGAGGAGAGAAGUUUGAGAAAAGGUAUAAUCUCAUAGUCGAGGAGACCAACGAAGACGUGGAGACCCGAGUAGUCAAUAUAGGUUGGCCCAGUCUGCCGUCUUGGCUGCAACGAAAGUUCGACACGAUGGUUGCCGAAACAAUUCACUCGCGGAACGGUACACUAAAAAAGAUUCGUUGGGCAGUGUUCGACAAAGACAGCAUGACAAGGCUUGUGCAGGAGAUCCAUGUCCAGAUCAGUGGUCUGCUGGAGAUGACAAAUCUGGGAAUCCAGAGUCGCAUUCUUGGGACCUUGACGUCGAUGAUUCGGACGGGGAUCAAGACCUCGAAAGAUGCCGAUGACUUGGAAUGCCUCUCGCAGCUUGACUUCCCACAGGACGCUCGUACAGACAGCCAGGGGGAGAUUGCGGAAGCGUCUCGACUUUCGAAGCUCAAGUCGAGUCGAAUUGCCCUAGGAGUUGACGCGACAAGCAUCGAAAUGGAGCAACAGGCAAGCUUCCAAAACUCCGUCGAUAUCAGGAGAAAAAGAGCCGAGGCAUUGAAAAUGUUGAAGAAGAAAUCUGCCGACUACAGAACAAACACCGACUGGGAACGGGUCGGGCCUGGUUUGGAGAUUGCGAUCGAGAAAGACGGCUCGAAGUGUUGGGUACUCCUCGAGAGAAGACGUAUUGAGAACCGAGCGAACAAGAUCGAGAACGGACGGCGACGUCACCAGAUCGAGAGCCUAGCUUUUCUCCUCAGCGAGCUUCGGUCUCCUUCCCUCCACUCCCUUCACUGCUCGGGCUUUUACUGGGAAGACGGAAAUAUCGCCCUGAUCUACAGCUUGCCUCCGCCGACUGAUCAUGAGUCUCCGUCCUCUCCAACUGCGCUGCCAAACGUGGUGAGUCUGAAUACCGUCCUAUCAGACCUCAGUCUGAAGAAGGCGGAUCCGACGACACGACGGCAGAUCGCUUGCGCCCUGACGAAAGUCAUCCUCCAGCUCCAUACCGCCGGCUGGCUUCACAAACAGAUAAGGUCCAGCAAUAUCCUGCUUACCAACUUCAUCGAGUCUCGAUGGCCAAGUGUACAGUCAUUUCAGGGUCCCUUCCUCGUUGGAUAUGGCUACUCCCGCCAGAUCGGCCCUCACGAUAUUUCCGAUGCGCUCCUCGAAGACGUAGAUACGAGGCUCUACAGGCACCCCAUGUCUGUGGAUCUGGAGCAGCAGCAGGACAGUCGGGAUGAGUACCGUCCACGUUUCGACUUGUAUUCCUUGGGGAUGGUGCUGCUCGAAGUUGCCCUGUGGAAGCCACUCAAGGAGAUAGUUCCAGGAAUCUUCGGUCUGGUGUUGCACCAGAAGUCUUUCGAGCCGGCAAGUGUCCUCCUUGAACUGCAAGGGAACGGUCCACGCGACUCUGUCUUGGCCGAGGUUGAGUAUUCAGAAGGCUUGGGCUUUGCCAACGUCAUACGCUGGUGUCUGGAUCCAAGAGAGUUCAUCCAUUCUGUUGAAACAGAAAAUCAGCUGGAGCAGGACGAAUUUUUAGACACCACGAUCACCCUACAAGAAGCAGUACUCACGACCCUAAAAGACGUUAAAGGAUAG